Messenger RNA from Candidula unifasciata, 1818 nucleotides. Lineage: Eukaryota; Metazoa; Mollusca; Gastropoda; Stylommatophora; Geomitridae. The record is from the annotation of a GenBank genome assembly.
AUGAAGAUGAGAGGCAAGAAACGUCUUCCAGAAGAGCGGACAUCCAACGUGGCAGGCCCAUUGCCACCUUGUCGGGUCUGCGGAGAUCAAGCAGCAGGCUUCCACUACGGGGUCAACACAUGUGAAGCCUGCAAAGGUUUUUUCCGCCGUAGCCUUGUGCGCGAUGGCCAGUAUGAGUGUAUUGGGACAGGUAAAUGUCUCAUUGAUGCCAGUAGAAGAAAAAGUUGCCCCAAAUGCCGCUAUUUGAAAUGUUUGUCUGUCGGCAUGUCAAAAGAUGCCAUCAAGACAGGCCGCUACACAUAUCUAAAGAGAACGCAGGAUACAUUAGAAUUGAAAAGGUUGGAAGAAUCAAAACAACAAGAACAGUCAGAUAUUGACAGAGAGAAAGAAUAUAUGUCUGAAGCUUCUGAAGAAUCAGUUUCAUACUCUAUGCCGAUGGGAAUUCUAGAAUAUGAGAAGAAAAGAGAUCUUAGAAGAAGCUGUCCCAGCGAACAUGCAACAUUUGCUGCAUAUUUAAAUAACAGCCCAGUUUCCAGAUCAUCAUCACCUUGUGUUCCUAAUAAUGCACAGCCAUUGACUAAACUUAUGCCAGCAUUAUCUGCGGAACUUAUGUCUUCAUUACCUGGCUUAUCACAAAACAACGUAACAAGGAAGGUGGACAAUGAAGAACUAAAAGCUGCAGUUUUACCUGGAGGCAAGAUGUGUCAUGCCACUGAAAAAUACUUCAGUCAUAAUUCAGUGAUGCCUGAUUUAAAAGUGAACAGUCCAUUAAAUUCAGCAUUACUGUCUCCUCUCUCCUUGGGGGAAUGCAAUGAUUUCUCACCGGGAUCUCAAAAGAGUUACCAUCAAAGAGAUCCUUGCUCAGUGAAGAUAUUUUCACCUCCUAUAGAAAUGCCUUCAGAGGUCAGCAAUACACCUCUGCCCUCACCAGCAUCUUUACCUUUAUCUCAGCAGGAUCACACACACACAGCUUCAAAUAACUGGCUAACUUACAGUGAAACAGAGCUUGAUAUUUUCAUUGCUGAUAUUGUUUCCAGUCAUAAAAUAAACGUUGAGGACUCAAAUGGCAUUAGUGAUGAGGUUCUUCAUGAGAAAGUGAAGGAGUGUAAAGAAAGAUGCUCCUUGCAAACAGAAAUCUUUGGUCACAUGGGACCUAUCAAGAGGGAUGUGCAUGACCAGAUUUACAUAUCAACUGGACUGGAUGUAGAUGGCCGCCUUGAUGACCUCAGUUAUGCAGCCGAAAAAAUGGAUAUUUACAUUCGGCAGAUGAUUGCAUUCAUGAAAUUGAUCCCUGGAUUCAGAUCGUUACUUUUAUCUGAUCAAACAGCUUUAGUUAAAGCCAGCAUCUAUGAUAUUUUUUUGCUGGGCUACUUCCGAGGCUAUAUCAAAGAGGAAAGUAUGAUUGUAGAGCCCUCAAUAUCUUACUGCAAACACCAGAUGGAGACUUUUCAUUCUGAAGAGCAUCUAGAUCAAAUAUUCCAUAUAUCUCAGAAACUGCAGAAUCUUCAUUUGACGUUUGAAAUGAUUGUUGUUCUCAAGGCUCUUUGUAUCUUCAUGCCAGACAGAGCACAACUGGAUGAACCAGACUGUAUAGAACAACUGCACUUUAAGACAGCUCAAUGUUUGUUACUGUUGCUAAAAAGACAUUACCCUGACAACAGUGGCAUUAUAUUUAGCAGGAUAAUUUCAUUGCUGACACUGUCACGAAAUAAUGAAGAAGACUGCAGAAAGUUUAUCAUGACAGACAUGUUCACAGGAACAUACAAAGAAAGAUUUCAUAGUGUGCCAAUCCUUUUUGAACUUUUUAAUGCCAUAUAG